ACCACAUCCUUUCCCUGCAACAACCUUCUCUCCUUCCUCCCUUCUUCUUCCUCUCAUCACUUCAACCGUGUCUCCCCGCUGAAUCACCCUUGCCAAAACUUACUGUACCUUACCCUGCUUACCCAUCUUCCUCCUACCCUCAUCUCCCACGAUUAAAAUGAAGCUCCAAACAACCCUGUUAUUACUAGCCGGUGCAUCAACAUGUGUAUCGGCCCAAUGGACAGACUACCUCAAUAAGAUACUGAACAACGGGGAGAAACAAGUCCCUAUGAAAAAGAUGGAACCAGAGGGCCACGUGGAAGAUCGCGAGAUACUCAUCGCGCGGCGAGUGAUGAGCGUCACUUCGGAGAACUGGUUGAGUCUUGUGCAGCCGAGCGCUGCUGUGGCGGCGGAGGAGCUGGGGGAAGAUGCCGCUGCCACUGAGACUGAAGCCUCUACCGCCACGCCGACCGAGUGGUAUUAUUACUUCACGUCUUCAGUCGUGAAUGGGACUAAGAAUGCCACGUAUUGGGAUGGCAUUUUUAAUGUGAGUAUUUUUCUUUUCUUUUUUCCUUCUCUUCUGUUUACCCCUCCCCCUCUUGGCACUUUCGCGAUGCUAAUCGAGAUGUCUUUUCUCUUCUCGUCUCAAGGAUACCGUCUAUACAUUCGCGAGGGAUCUGGAUGUGAACUUUGGAAAAGUAGAUUGCGCGACCGAAGCUUCCAAGGUCCUCUGUAGGGAUUUUUACAUCACAUCGCAGAUCAAGAUCCCACAGUUUUACCACCUCGUUGCGUACCCGGACAAGUCUGUUGAGAUCCGCGAGCUUCCGUGGAACAUGACCACUAUCGAGGUUAAGGAUCAGGUCAACCAUUACACGCAGUUCCACUCCAGCAAGGAGUGGAAGAACGUAGAAGCUUGGACUGGGGUUUUCAACCCCAUCAACGGCACUUUGAGGGAUGUCAGGCCCUAUGCCGGUAUGGCUUUGACAUACUACGAAGCUAUGCCGUAAGUUUGGGCUUGGGUGAUUUAUUUGGCAAUUGAGAUACUGAUUCUUGCGCUCAGACAAUGGGUCCCUAUGAUUCUUAUCGGUUUCGUCGGAAGGUCUAUUAUGUACGAUUUCGCUUUCAGAAUUUUUUUCAUAUAUCGUUUUCUUUCGCUUGCUGACUAUUGGAACAGGACACGGGUCUCGAGGCGUACCACCGAGCCGACUCGUGCUGGCACACAGCCAGCUCCUCAAGAAGCGUCAUAGAUACUUUUCUUCAUUACGAUGGUGUAUCGGGGAGGUGGGGGAUUGAGCGAAGGGUUGUUCUCAUUCUAGAUGUAUGAUGGGUUUCGUAGAGAGAGGGAUGGUAUUGCUAUUUAAUGUACGCUCGUGACGGAAAAGCGGUGUUACGUGGU
Molecule: messenger RNA, 1375 nt
Organism: Tuber aestivum (summer truffle)
Lineage: Eukaryota; Fungi; Ascomycota; Pezizomycetes; Pezizales; Tuberaceae
Source: the annotation of a GenBank genome assembly